AAGAACGGUUGGGGGGCAGCUAGCUGAUGAAACAAGACCGACCCAGUUGAGCGGCUGAAAGUUGAUUUGAUUUGAUUUGAGCAUAUUCUAAUAAUUCUACUACGAGUCCUCCCCAAAUCUCUUUACCAUCCUCUUUGGGGAGGACAAACUAUCAACUUCAGGUCUGUACAUAUCCCAUCUUUGCUUCAUUUGUACACACGCUUUCGUUCGGGAACUUCCUUCUUUUAACAUCUUCUUCUCCUUCCUCCCUUCUUCCUCGUCGUACAUAAAUUUUGGAUUGUACGUUCUUGAGGACCCCAGUUAAUCGAUUUCUGGGUAAAACCCCCUCCAAUAUUUAGCCAGAUCUAGGUUUCUUAGAUUUUGAAAUGUUUCUCAAAAUGUUGGAAGGAAAUAGGAGGAUGAUAUACCCAGUUAUUGGAUUUGCAUCAUGUAUUGCGCUACUUUUCCUAUCAUUUGGGGACAUAUGGGUGAAUAAUGUUGAUAAAAGAGAAUUAGAAAGUUUGAGCUUUGUGAAAAGAAAUGGAACUCACUUUACGGUGGAUGAUAAGAUCUUUUAUGUAAGUGGCUGGAACUCUUACUGGUUGAUGGACCAAGCCGUAGAAGAAUCAUCCAGACCUAGAGUAAAUGAGGUGCUUCAAAUUGGUGCAAAGAUGGGCUUAUCUGUAUGCAGAACUUGGGCUUUCAACGAUGGUACCUACAAUGCUCUCCAAAUCUCCCAUGGUCAAUUCGAUGAACGUGUCUUCAAGGCUUUGGAUCAUGUCAUUGCCGAGGCUAGAAGGCAAAGAAUCAGGCUGUUACUUUCAUUAGUGAAUAAUUUGCAAGCAUUCGGAGGAAAGGCACAGUAUGUCAAGUGGGCAUAUGAAGAAGGUGUCAGUAUGAACUCCACAAACGACUCUUUCUUUUUUAACCCUUCUAUCCGUCAUUAUUUCAAGAACUACAUCAAGGCUGUGUUGACAAGGAGGAACACAAUUACAGGGAUAGAGUACAGAAACGACCCUACGAUAUUUGCAUGGGAGUUGAUGAACGAGCCUCGUUGCAUGUCUGACCCUUCUGGAGAAACUCUUCAGGACUGGAUAGAAGAGAUGUCUAUCUUUGUUAAAUCAAUUGACAAGAACCAUUUGCUUACAGUAGGGCUUGAAGGAUUCUAUGGUUCUAAAAGUCCCAAAGGGUUGACAAUGAAUCCAGGGCCAUGGGCUGGUGAGCUUGGAUCUGAUUUCAUCAGAAAUUCAAAUAUCUCAACCAUUGAUUUCACCACUGUACACAUCUACCCUGACCAGUGGUUUAACUUUAAGCUUGAAAUUGAAGAAAAAAUGGAGUUCGUCUCCAAAUGGAUGGAUUCACACAUCGAAGAUGGAGAUAAAGAACUAAACAAACCUGUGGUGUUCACUGAAUUUGGACUUUCAAACCUUAGUAAAGGUUUUAGGGAAUCUGAUAGAGAGAGGCUGUACAAGACAGUUCUAGACAUUGUGUAUAAAUCCGCACUGGGAAACAAAUCCGGAGCCGGAGCUUUUGCCUGGCAAUUCUUGGUUCGUGGGAUGGAAAAGUAUAACGAUGAUUUUGGUUUUGUACCUGCAGAGACUUCACACACUUAUCAGUUGAUGAGUAAUCAUUCAUGUAAAUUGGCGUUGAUACAAGGAAGCCCAACUUCUCGUAGAGUUUGUUUGACGAUGCUGUAAGUCUAUAACUAAAGGAACACAGCAGAGAUUGAUUAUUUAUGAGUGUGAAUAAUAGAGAGAUAAGAAAGUGGUAUAAAGCUGAUUAUUGGCAAGAUUCUUUCAGCCUGGGAUUGGAUUGGAUUGAAUUGAAUUGCCAAUUGUUCAUGUUUAUGCAUCUACCCUUUGCUCUAUCCUAAUUGAUUAUAGAAAAGCCUUCUUCCUGUAAAUUUACAACUUUCACAAUACAUAGAUAAAGACAUUAC
This is a messenger RNA of Impatiens glandulifera, 1918 nucleotides long. RefSeq names its product mannan endo-1,4-beta-mannosidase 2-like. Gene Ontology annotation, molecular function: hydrolase activity, hydrolyzing O-glycosyl compounds. NCBI's taxonomy places the organism in Eukaryota, Viridiplantae, Streptophyta, Magnoliopsida, Ericales, Balsaminaceae. The transcript is spliced from 4 exons. The record is from RefSeq and is a predicted model, not a curated record. Bases 366 to 1676 code for a protein of 436 amino acids.